This is a messenger RNA of Oreochromis niloticus (Nile tilapia), 4526 nucleotides long. It is a transcript of the gene nyap2a, whose product is annotated as neuronal tyrosine-phosphorylated phosphoinositide-3-kinase adaptor 2a. The transcript has 9 exons. The record is from RefSeq and is a predicted model, not a curated record. Lineage: Eukaryota; Metazoa; Chordata; Actinopteri; Cichliformes; Cichlidae. Bases 722 to 2719 code for a protein of 665 amino acids. Gene Ontology annotation, biological process: phosphatidylinositol 3-kinase/protein kinase B signal transduction; neuron projection morphogenesis.
GUAAGGAUGCUGUCAGGUUGCCGUGGUUUCAGCCUCUCGUUUCUUGUGGCGACCAUCGUCAGGGAUGUGUGUGUGUGAGGGUGAAGGGUGUGUGAGUGUGACUGUGUGUGUGUGUGUGUGUGUGUGUGUGUGUGUGUGUGUGUGUGUGUGUGCGUUUGAGUGGUGGUUAUUACAACUGUAAGGAUAUAUGAAUGAAGAAAGGCGGAGAGGAAGGAAAGGAAGGACAGGGGGAGGAAAGCGGCAUUGAAGGGUGGAUCUGGAUUAACGUCGCUGCAGACAAAAAAAUCUGUCAUUUCCUCUGAGCUGCAGAGAUCUGAGAGGACAACAGAAGCCUCAUCACUCCAUCUUUGUUUCUGCAGAGGGAGCACUGAAGGAGGGAAGGAAGGAGUCAAGGACUAAAAGGGGGAAAGAAAGGAGGACUGAAACAAGAAAAGAAGAAUAGGAAGCAGGGAAGGAAAUAGGAUCGAAUCAGGGAACGAGGGAGAGUGGGAGGAAGAGGGAGUCUGAAUCCUUGCUGGUCAUCAGAGGACCACAUCAUCAGCAUUCCCCGGUAUCAGGACGUUCACAGGCUAACAUCACCUGAACUGUCCUGCUUCUGCUCUGAGGUUUUCCUGCUAUUUGUGGAUGUACCAGUUGAACUGAACAAGAUGUGAGCAGAUGUUACACGAGCCAGCGUUGCUGCUUUCCAGCUUCUAAACAAUCUUAAGGUUAUUAGGGAGUCAUGACAUCACAGGAGGAAGGAUCUUCAUUCAGGAGGUUUUUCCAAUACGUGGAGGACAGUGGACUUCGAAUAUACGAUGGUCUGGUGAUACAAAACGCCUCCGACAUUGCUAGAGAGAGCGACCGCAUUCGCAACCAGACCAAUUGGACGUACCUGCAUGAAAAACACCAGAAAAAAAGACGGCAGGAAGAAAGCAUCAAGAGGAUUGGUGAGGAUGUUGCCGCGGCCUCGGAUGGGGCAUACUCCGGGAAACACUUCAGGAUGGGUUUCAUGACGAUGCCAGCUCCACAGGACCGACUGCCCCCACCCAGCCAGGGCUUCACCGUCAGAUCCCAGUCCCUCCACUCAGUGGGCGGAGGUGAAGAUGACUCCAACAGCAGCCGCAAACAACCCCCACCCAAACCUAAGAGAGAUCCCAACACCAAACUGAGCAGCAGCUCCGAAACUGUGGAUGGGGGUGGAGUUACAAGAAGAGACCACCAAGACACCAAAGAGAAGCUAGAACAGGCUGAAGCUCAAUGUUUCCUCCACUGUGAAGAUGCCUCCAAGAAGAUGCCUCCACCUAAACCCAAGAGGAAUCCCAACACUCAGCUUAGCACCUCCUUUGAUGAGUGCUACAUCCGUAACCAUGGCAACAAGAAGCCUUCCUUGCAAUGGGACAAAUCUUCAUCCCAAAGUCAAAGUUCAGCAUCCAGGGACACGGAUGAUGAGGAGCCAGUUUACAUUGAGAUGGUGGGAAACAUCCUGCGAGGGCUGAAAGGUCAGGAGGCAGAGGAGGACGACCAGAACGAAUCGGUGUACGAGGAGAUGAAGUACCCAAUGCUGGAAGACUUUCUGCAGGACACGAAUGCUGCCAUCAUUGACCCUGACGCUUGGUCAUCCCGCGGCUCACUCUGUGACAUUCCUCCACCUUUCCCAAAUCUCCUGACUCACCGCCCACCACUGCUCAUCUUCCCACCUGCCCCCGCUCAGUGCUCCCCGAACUCAGAUGAGUCCCCCCUCACCCCUUUGGACGUCACCCGCCUCCCAAUGUUAGAAAACGUCUCCUACAGCAAGUCGGGCAGUGUUGAACAGCCGCAGAGCUCCACUCACUACCGCAAAGAACGAGACCGGGACAUGCCCUCCACUCACACCAUCACAUCUUCUGGUCGUUCCUCAGCUCCACCUCUCCCCUCCAGCCUUUACAAGUCAUCCAGCACCACACACGGUGGUCACGGUUACCCCCGCAGCCAGUCAGCAUGCCCAUCUCCUGUCAGCAUGGGACGCUCACUAACACCUCUGAGCCUGAAGAGGCCACCGCCGUAUGACACUCUGAUGGCAGGAGGAAGUAUGCCUCGCUCUUCAUCUUCAUCUUCAUCAUCCUCACACAGGGCAGGUGAAGGAGGGGCUAAACUCAGUAACUCCUCCUCCACACAUGGGUCCAUGCAGAACAUGUCCGUGAGGUCACAGACUCCAACAAGUCCACUAGACGAACUCAACAACCUGUUUGCAUCAGGUAGACAGGUGAUGAAGAGGGGGUCAGGAGGGAGGAAGAGCAGGGAGGGUGAAGGAGAUGGCAAGUCCAGACAUGACAGUAAAGACAGAGAUGGACAGUCGAGUCCGGUUUCCAGCAGGAUGGGGAGGUCAUCUGUCAGUCCCACCAUGAUGCUGACGGGAGGAGGAGAACCGAAGUCUGCGGGUAAACUUGGCCGUUCAGCUUCGACUUCAGGAGUUCCUUCACCAGGUGGCACGCCACAUCGUCACCUGCAUGAGCCGCAUCACCUUGCCCUAAGCCAGAUGCCAUGGCUAUGUGGCGACGCCACCAUGAUGGAGAUGAUUGAGAAAAAGAGAGUUUUAUGUCGAGAGAUCAAAGCUCGUCAGCGGCCAGAUAAGAAUCUGUGCAAACAGGACAGUAUGCCCAUCCUGCCCAGCUGGAAGAGGAAGCAGCCACCGCCAUACUCGGCCUCGCCCACUGCCGCCGGCCAUGCUGCCACCGUGUUCUGGGACACCGCCAUCUGAAAGACAAAUACUCGCGCCAUGAAACACCCAAAACACUGUUGUGUAAAACGGAGAAACACAGCGAUGAUGAUCAUGAUGAGGUUCCAAAUGCACUGAAUGCUUUAAUGUGAUCAAAGAUGCUUUUCCUUCCUUGUUUCACGAGAGCAAGAGCAGAGCCACUGCUGAAAGUCACCAGACUAAACUUCUUUCUGCCCUUCUGAGCAUCUUCACAUUUUACAUGAAAUCAAGUUAUAAUGAAUCUAACAGUCAUGAAAGAGCAAAUGUUCUUCAGUUAUAUACAAAAACUGACAGUUGGACCUGCUCCUCUUUGUGGUAUGUUUGUCGUUUAAAGAAAGAACAUACCACAGUAAAGCUACAGAUAUCCUGAUGUGUCCAGAUCCAUCAAAAGAAUAAUCAGAGAAAUCAGUCAAUCUGUGCAGAGGGCAGUAAUGUUCACACGCACUCAGAGCCCUCGGCGACAGGAUGUAACAAGUCCUGGAGUCUGAACUAGGACCUCCAGGAAAAGGCACUGUCCAAAUCAGCGUCUUCACAAAGAAAAGGGGCGUGGUUUUUCAGUGAUCUGGAUAUUGAUUAGCCAAUCUGUUUCCUUGCAUGGGUUAAGCAGGAAGUUGCCCCUGAGGGUACCUGAUAAGCAGUCACCUCCUACGCAGUACAGCACACAUUAAAAGGACCAGAAAUGUCCUCAGUUUAAAGUCGACCCCCCCCCCCUCACACACACACACACACACACACACACUCAUGCAGGUGUUCUCCUGCCAUCCAAUCAGAGUCUAGAAGGGCGUGGUCAUUCCGGUGUAGCAGAGCUUUCUGUCGUCUUUCUACUUGUUAUUUUUCUAUCUGUAAAAGACUGAUGUUUUUUUUAAGUCUGACAGAUGUGUAGCAGAAAAAAGUCAUUUAUAAAGUGUGUAACAAAAAGGCUGAAAAUGUUGCUUAAUCGUGUUUUUAUAUUUAAAAAAUUAAAGGCUUGCUCAUCUGUGUGUGAAAGAAAUGUCAGGACGUGACCAUGUUUUAUACGGAAAACACUUUUAUUCAGAUGAGAAAAGCUAUUUUGAAAAGAGAAUAUUUUGACAGGUUGUUUGUUCGUCUGCUCUCAUCAGCUGCCCCCGACUGUCAUCAACAAGAGGGAGAGACAGCUUUGUCAGGGUCAAAGGUCACUUCUUUGGGGGCAGUAGAUGAUGAUGACGGUCUGCAGAAAGCUUUCACUUGACGAAUGCAGUUUAUUGAUCAUUGGUGAAUGAGCUGAUUGAUUAUCAUGAUGUCAAAUCAAAGCACUGAAGCAAAGCAUUAUGGGAUAUCAGACAAAGGUAAAUCAGCCUCAAGCCAAGUGGAGUCUGACUACAGACGGAGGACAGGAAAUCAUGUGACAUCAGCGACCUCGCUCUUCUGUAACAGAGGAGCAUCUCAGGCGGGGUUAUAAUCGAGUCAUGUGAUGUCUCCACCUCAGCUGAUUCUACAAACAUCAAAGUUUGACAGAGAAUUAUGAGGGCCCGUUCCUCGUGGUUGUGCACGCCCCGCCUGCUCGGCCACGUGUAAACGACUGCACGUGUCUUCCACUUCUGAGGUCACGUGACUUCCUGUCCGCCACAGAAGUUGGCCAUCUUGUCCGCAGCUGUUCUCGAAGCCAUGGGGAGAUUUCAUGUUUGGAUAUGCACACAAACUCUCACACUCGAUGUGAUCAAUACAGAGUGUGAUCAUGUGAUCUAUAGCGUCCUUGUUAACGAUUUGAUGCUUUUUGUUCCUGUAAUCAACCAAGUGCACUUCUUCAGUUUGUAAAAGUCGAUAUUAAAAUAAAACUUUAUUAACUCGU